Molecule: messenger RNA, 3023 nt
Organism: Vespa velutina
Lineage: Eukaryota; Metazoa; Arthropoda; Insecta; Hymenoptera; Vespidae
Exons: 17
Coding region: 72-2588 (838 amino acids)
Biological process (GO): lipid metabolic process
Source: RefSeq, a predicted model, not a curated record
CAACUUUCCUCUCGGAAGAUACAACGGAGAUUGAUAUAUAUCUAUAUUUUUCAUAUAUAACGAAUUGAAUAAUGAAAUUAAUUCUUUUAACGAUACUAUUAUUAUUCGAUUGUUGUUUGGGAAGAACUUCAUCUUUUUCUUUGUUAAAAUAUAUUCUUUCUUCGAAUAAAAAUGAAUUGAAGAAAGUAAGAAGCGAAUCAGAACUUAAUGGCGAUGAUACUGUUUUAGAUUUCAUUGGAUUAGUUCAACGUCAUGGAUACCCGGCCGAGGAGCACAAAGUAACUACGGACGAUGGUUACAUACUGACAAUGCAUAGAAUACCUAAUAGUCCUUUAUCAGACAUAAAUAAAAAGAAGGAUGUCGUAUUUGUACAACACGGUAUGACAGCAUCAUCUGAUUCGUGGGUAUUACUUGAGCCUAAGAAAAAUCUCCCUUUUUUACUUGCUGAUACUGGAUAUGACGUCUGGCUUGGAAAUUUCCGAGGAAAUACUUAUUGCAGAUCUCAUGUCAAUUUGACGACAAACGAUCGAAAAUUUUGGGAAUUCAGCUACCACGAUAUUGGCUUACAUGAUACUCCUCAAAACAUCGACUAUGUUCUUAAUUAUACAGGAUCGAAGAAAUUAUUUUACAUAGGACAUUCUAUGGGUACAUCAGUUUCCUACGUUAUGUUGUCCAUGAAACCGAGUUAUAAUAAUAAAAUGAGAUUAGUUAUAAGCUUAGCACCAGUUUCUUACUUUAAACACAAAUUUCCACCAGGCUUAGAACGUAUCAUAAAAGACGUUCCAAAAAUAAAGAGAAUAUUAGAAGCAGAGGGGAUUUAUGACAUCUUAUCACAAUCAAAAAUGAUGAAAUUAUUGGGUGCCAAAUUAUGUAACGAGAAAUCGAUUUUCCACUCAAUAUGUGCGUCGGUAUUGUAUCUAGUUUCAGGACGUGAUACUGUGCAAACAAAUACCUCAUUGAUACCAUACUUCUUGAAUUAUAUACCUGCUGGUGUAUCAACUCAAAGUCUAUUCCACUAUUAUCAAAAUUAUCUAACAGGUAAUUUCGAAGCUUAUGAUUAUGGGUACGAAGGUAAUCUUAUUCACUAUAAAAAAGUAAAUCCUCCGGUUUAUGACAUAAAGAAAAUAAUUGCUCCAUUAGCAUUAUUUUAUGGAAUUAAUGACGUAUUAACGAAUGACAAAGAUGCAACUGAAUUGAGCAAAAAAUUGUCUAAUGUCGUCACGUGCGAAGCUGUGCCGUACGAGUGUUUUUCUCAUUUGGAUUUUGUUAUAGCGAAUGAUGUAAAAGCACUAUUAUAUGAUCGAUUAUUAGAUUUAAUGAAACAUGUUUCUAUUUACGUUACACAUGUACACCUUAUCUUAUCAACGUGGAUAGUAAUAAUUUUAUUAAUAUUUUUCGGACUCAAAAUUAAACCAUUUUCAAUAUUUCAAAAAUUUUUUUUUCUAAAAACUCCAUAUUUAAGUAAUGUUACUUCAGAUUUUAUAGAAUUAGCUAAACAGAAUGGAUAUUUUGCGGAAGAACAUACGGUUGUUACAGAAGAUGGCUAUACUAUAUUGUUUCAUAGAAUACCUUAUAGUUCCGUAUCAAAUAUUACCCAUAAAAUAAGACCAAUAAUAUUGAUGCAACCCGGUGCAUUUGCUUCAUCCGAUUAUUGGAUUUUAUAUGGCUCUAAAAGAAGUCUUCCGUGUUCACUUGCGGAUGCUGGAUUUGAUGUAUGGCUGGGAAAUGCUCGAGGAAAUAUAUACGGUCAAACUCAUGUAAAAUUUUCAUCGAAGGAUAAAGAAUUUAUGCAAUUUAGUUAUCACGAAAUUGCAAUUUACGAUGUUCCAGCAAUUAUCGAUUAUAUUCUUAAUUAUACAAAAUCAAAAAAACUUUAUUUUAUUGGACACUCAAUGGGCACAACAUUAUCAUAUGUUUUAUUAUCAAUGAAGCCAGAUUAUAAUGAAAAAAUAAGUUUAGUUAUAAGUUUGGCACCUACUGCAUACUGGAAGAAAGAUAUUAUAUCUCCACUAAUGAAAUUUAUAAUGACAUACAGUUCAAUAUCCAAGUUUUUAUUAGAAUCAGGAGAAAUUUAUGGUAUAACACCUAAAUCAAUUAUAAAUAAAUCAUUGAUAGCAGCUUGUUCUUAUAAAUUUAUUUUGCAAUCUUUAUGUGUUCCAUUAAUUUUUGGAUUGUUUGGAUCAGAUCCUUUCCAAAAUAAACCUUCAGAAAUAUAUAAGUUUAUUAAUUAUUAUCCAUCAGGUGGUUCUUUCAAUAUUUAUUAUCAUUACAUUCAAAAUAUCAUGACAGAAAAGUUUCAAAGCUAUGACUACGGAUAUGAAUAUAAUAUGAAACUAUAUAAACAAAAAGUACCACUUGAAUACGACUUAACAAAAAUAUCGGCACCAGUGGCCUUGAUAUACGGAAAAAAUGAUAUACUUGUACCAGAUAAGUUUUUGGUCGAGCUGUACAAAAAAUUACCAAAUAUUCAAUUAUUUGAAGUUGUACCAUAUGAUCAUUUUACUCACAUAGAUUUCAUAAUCGCCAGAAAUGUAAAAGAGUUACUGAACGAUCGUAUUAUAGAUUUAUUGAAACAUUAUUCGCAAUAAAUAAUAAUUAACAUUUCGAAAUUUCUUGUAAAAUAAAGAAUAUAAUUCUAAUUAAAGACAUAUAUUUCUUAUAUCAAUAUCUUGAAUACACGAUCUUAAAAGUACACUUAUAAGAAAAAUAUGUUUCUGUUUGUAAAAAAGAAAAAAAAAACAAAAAAAGAAGAUAUUGAGUUCCAUUUGUAAAAAUAAUACCACUAUUUCUAAAAAUUAACUUUUUCUAUAUCGUGGACAAAAUUUUCUUCAACCAUUUUUAUUUUUACCUUCAUCGAAAAAAGAAAUAUACAGAAUGUUUCUAAACCCAAUAUACAAUCAAUAUACAAAUGUGAUUGUGCUAAAAAGCUGUUCAUUCAAUAUCAUGUAUAACUUCAUUGCAAAAAGAAUAAACUAAAACAGCAUAAGAAAACUCUAUUUCUUCUCUCAAUUCUUUGUAUCGAU